Messenger RNA from Pyricularia oryzae 70-15, 1446 nucleotides. RefSeq lists its product as uncharacterized. The record is from RefSeq and is a predicted model, not a curated record. The transcript has a single exon. Bases 1 to 1446 code for a protein of 481 amino acids. NCBI's taxonomy places the organism in Eukaryota, Fungi, Ascomycota, Sordariomycetes, Magnaporthales, Pyriculariaceae.
AUGCGGCGCGUCAAAGUAGAGCCUCGCCCAAACGCCAUACGGCUGGUGCAAAGUCAGGGACUUGUGUACAACGUCUUGAACGACCCCAUCCCCGGAGAGAAGAAGCGCGAGCAUUAUUGGAAUGACGACCGCUAUUAUGCCUUUACUGUCGAAGAGACGGAAUUACUUGACCGGGCCGCCACGGAUGUUUUCAACAUGCUGUGUGAGGCGUCCGAGUAUUUGACGGAAAACCCUGAACAAAUCACCAGCAAACUCGGCAUUCCAUCCUAUUGUGUUAAACAAAUAAUCGAGAGUUGGGACCGCGAACCAGCAUUUGGAAGCGUUUAUUCCCGUUUCGACAUUUGCUUCGGGGGGUUGAACCACCCAGACCCGCGCCUGCGCGUGCCCAAAUUUUACGAAAUAAACGCCGACACGCCAGUUUCGCUGUUGGAAUCCUCGGCGAUUCAGUGGUUCUGGCUCGAGCAGACCGGCCACGGGCCAGAUCAACACAACGCCAUCGACGAGUACCUCAUCCAGGCCUGGAAGAGAAACCUGGUCGAGAUCGAGGCCCGCCUCGGCCACAAGCCCAAAGUCAUCCACUUUGCCAGCUCCUGGGACCCCUGGGGCGAGGACAGGUUCAACGCCUUUGUCCUGGCCGACACGUGCCACGUGGCCGGGUACAAGACGAAGAACAUACUCAUCGAGGACAUCGGGCUGGGGCCCGACGGGCGCUUCUACGACGGCGACGGGCUGCACAUUGACGUGAUUUUCAAAAUGUACCCGUGGGACUACAUGAUGAAGGAGGAGUUUGGCAAGGCCUGCUUCGCCGACAUGGACAAGGCCGACGGCACCAUCUGGUUCGAGGCGCCCUACAAGCUCAUGUGGAGCAGCAAGGCCAUCUUUGCCAUCCUCUGGGACAUGUUCAAGGACGACCCGCGGGGCCAGUGGCUCCUGCCCACGUACCUCGAGUCGGAGAAGCCGGCCUCGCUGACGCGGUACGCCCGCAAGCCCUGCUACUCCUUUGAGGGCCGCGGCGUGACCCUGAUCCAAGACGAGCAGGUGGUCAGCCACGUCGACCCCUUUGACCGCGAGCACGGCGAGGGCUACGUGGUGCAGGAGCUGGCCCUGCUGCCCGAGUUCAAAGACGACCACACCGGCGAGACCUUCCACCCGCUCAUCGGCCUCUGGAUGAUCGACGGAGACCCGGCCGGCUUUGGCAUCCGGGAGGACCUGGGCCUGGUGACGCAGUCCGAUUCCGUCUUUGUCCCGCACGUCGUCGAGGACGCCAAGGAGGUUUCCUACACCAGGAAGCCGGUGCCGACCCUGGAAGAGAUUGAGGCUUCGCUGUCCAUGGAAACGUACAAUAUUGUGUCGUCAUUGAAGAAUGAGAAGAACGAGGAUUUGUUUGCUUAUAUUGACAAUGUGGUAUCAUGUGGCCAAGCUUUGGAAGCAAUCAAACUGGUUUAA